Molecule: messenger RNA, 780 nt
Organism: Pleurotus ostreatus (oyster mushroom)
Lineage: Eukaryota; Fungi; Basidiomycota; Agaricomycetes; Agaricales; Pleurotaceae
Exons: 2
Coding region: 1-780 (259 amino acids)
Source: RefSeq, a predicted model, not a curated record
AUGGCUGCCGCAGAUGUCGCCACGCUCAGCCCUAUUGAUAUCCCAGGUCUUGGGAAACCUCUCAGCGAGGUGGCUAUGGGGCUCUCCCGCAUCACAUACAACAGCCUCCCCGGCAUUGAGGCCCAGGUUCAGCUCCACCGUGAGCACACCGAGCAUAUCAAAGCUCUCCUUGCAAUCAUUGACCGCCACUCAAUGAGCCAUUUCUUCGGUAUCCACUCUGCCCAUCGCCACGGCAUGCUCCCAAACGAUACCGUCCGCCUUGAAGAAGACAUGGGCAUCAAUGGGCUCACCUGGAACAGGGCCACGGACAUCCAUAAUCUUAACACUCGCGACAUCCACACCACCUUCUUCAAGGUUAAUGAAGCUGGCCUGGCACCUUUCGAGUUUGCCGCCGGCCCAUCCCCUGUUGCUGGAGAGGAGAUCCCCUCCGAGUUCUUGUCCGAGUUUGCUACCUACGUCAAGGACAAGGGACUCACUGGGCUGGUGUCCCUUGAGGUUGGGAAUUUUGCUGCCGGCCAAGUAAAGACUGCCGAGCUAGAGAUUCAGUGGGGUGAUAAGGAGCUCCUCACCGUUACCGUGCCCGUGCCCGCUCUCAUUAACGCAGGGAUGGAGUUGGUUCCAACUGGCUGGAACCUCAGCCCCCGCGACGCCGGCACCCACUGGGCCAAGCUAACGAAGCCCGUUAACACACACAGGGUCUUUUUCGACUCCACUGAGUCUGUUACUCCUGAGCUUUUGUUCGUCAAGCUCAUGGAGAUGGGGCUCAUCUUGAAAGUCUGA